Colletotrichum scovillei is the source of this 4256-nucleotide messenger RNA. RefSeq names its product transient receptor potential ion channel. The record is from RefSeq and is a predicted model, not a curated record. The transcript is spliced from 4 exons. Bases 986 to 3811 code for a protein of 941 amino acids. Gene Ontology annotation, biological process: transmembrane transport; fungal-type cell wall biogenesis. NCBI's taxonomy places the organism in Eukaryota, Fungi, Ascomycota, Sordariomycetes, Glomerellales, Glomerellaceae.
AUUCAUUCACCCAUGUCUGUGGCCUGCCUGUGCCUCUCUUCUUUCCUCCCCUCUGCUCUUACGGAUACUCCUCCUGCCUCUCCCAGCUCACCCGUCAGCUUCUUCCCCAGACUAUAUUCGUAUCCGGUUCUGAACCCUGACCUGAUCCCGCCUUCGCCUUGUUCUUAACCGACCCGGUUCGAGUAACCGCCGUCUGCAAGUGUCCGCUGUCGCGCCCGAUUCACCACUGCGGAUACAAUUGCAGUCUGCGGCUUACUGGAGUCUGGCUUCCCUGUUUGGCUGAAUCACACCCCAAAUCCAGAAUCACACCAGCGCCCUGCCGGUCCGCUCAUCCUUGCCGUCGGUUCUGCGCCGAUUUGGGGACAAUCUUGAAUAUCAAAGACAAAACCCCUGCAAGACGGCCAUUAUCUUGCACUUGCCUCCCGCCACUACGGACCCUUCUCGCCCCUACCUUGCCGCUCUUCUCCUGAGGCUUUUCUACGCGCGCCGUCAAAACACAAUCGAUAAUCCAACAACAACAAUUUCUCCAGCAAUCUUCACGACAACUCGGCUCCAUUACUCCGUACCCUUUGUGCCGUUGCCCCAGCAGGAUAUUGCUUCGACCUCACGCAGAAACGUACUAGUCGCUCAACAUCCUAGUCGAAGCACCCCAAACACCUCCAUCUCGUCUCGGACAGGACCCUGAGCUCUCCACCAUUCAUCAAGGCACUUUCUGCUGCUUCGGGAAGCCCACUUACGAUCUUCCGUGUCCUCCGAGCCAACUCCAAACUUCGACCCAGCCAAGGCAUGCGACACAACUGAAUACCUACAUGUCUUUUGCCAUUGCUCCUCAGCACUUGGUUCGAUUUCCUCUAGACAUCGCCGCUCCCACUACGACAUAACCCGCAUUCGCCGUCUUCGUGUGCACACCCAUCAGCAUCCUUCGGGCAUACCAGCCCAGGAGUUCCCGAAUCGCCCGGUCGCUCCUUUGCGCCAACCGCCCACGAUGGCCCGAUUCGGAGGCUCGACCUCGCUUGCCGCGACCCUGAUCGUUCUGUUCAGUUUCUUUGCUACGGUCCUGGCAGCCACGGAAACUGUCUACAUCACCGGCUCAGACAAAGAUGGCAACAGCAAGCAGCUCGCGGUCAAUCGCAACCCUGGCCUGUUUACUGGCGAUUUUGGCGACUGUCUGGGAGGACAAAGUUUGUUCAACAUUACAAAAUUCGAUGCCGCCUACUAUGCCGACAACAUGACCGUCCAGUUCCAUUUGGACGGUACCACCAAUAUCAGAAACGAAUCAUUAAUGAUGCAUAUCAACGUCGAAGCUUAUGGCGAGACGAGAUUCGAGAUGAACUUUAACCCCUGCAUGGCCAACAUCGCUAGUCUGUGCCCUCUGAACGCCAGCAAGCCCAUCACUGCAUUUGCAGAGUUCAGACUCACGCCUGCUCAGAUCGACGGCAUUCCUUCCAUCGCCCUCGAUAUUCCCGAUUUCGAAGGCUCUGCGCGCAUCCAGAUCUUUGCAAACUCAAGUCAGACGCAGAUAGGAUGUUUCCAAGCCGUCAUGCGGAACGGCAACAGCUUCUCCCACCCAGCCGCGAUCUCGUCAAUACUGGGGGUGUUCACGCUCGCCGCUAUCUUGGCUUCUACAGCAACCGCCAUGUAUGGUGUUAGCAUGCCUCAUAUUAGGACACACUACGCCCAUUCUCUGUCAGUCCUGGUCAUCUUCGAGACUUAUCAGACCGUGUUCUUCUCAGGUGCCUUGUCCGUCGACUGGCCUAGCGUCCUACCCGCCUGGUGGAGCAACUUUGGAUGGGCCGCCGGCAUGAUAUACAGCAAAAAAGUAAUCAACUCGAUCGACGGUUUCGCCGGCGUGACUGGCAAUGCCAGCCAAGUAGGCGGUGCAGGAUCGACCGUUAUCAACACCGGAGGUGGCCUCGUCCAGCAAAUUUAUGGCCGCUCGCUCGACACUUUCUCGACGUCUAGCGAUGGAGCGUCCGGUCCGAAUCUCGUGCAGCGAGCGACUAGGGUUUACAACACAAGCAAUCCAUACGAAUACUACUGGGCGGGAGACCCCGUCGCUCCGGGCAUGCCUACACCAGGCAAGUGGAUUGGGUUCGCCGGAGACCUUUCUGCCCUUGACAUCCCGGCCGCCGAUGCUUUCACACUUGGUCUUAUCUGGUGGUUGGUGGCCAUUGGACUGGUCGCCGUCUCCAUCGCUGCGUUCAAGUUCAUGCUCGACUUGCUUGCUCGGACAAAGCUGAUUAAGCAGGAUCGCUUCUUGUACUUCCGCAACCACCUGGGUGGAUAUCUGGCAGUUGGCGUCCUGCGCACGCUGCUCGUUUCGUUCUCCUCCUUGAUGACCCUAGCGCUAUUCCAGUUCAACAUUCGCGCGCCGGCCGGCCCGACGGCUAUUGCGGCGAUCAUCUUCAUCAUCUUGCUGAUUGGCGUUGGCGGCCUUGUAGCUUACGCAUGUUUCUUCCGUCUCCGCCUCGGCAAGUAUGAAAUGGGCCCCGAUACGAUCAUGUUCGAACAGGGCAAGCUCUUUGGUUCAAUACCAGCGGUUGCAACAACGCGUGCCAGCGAAAUUGGCGAAAAGGAAACCACCGCAAAACGUUACGGAUCUAUGCCGUUCUUCAAGAUCCGAUUCAUUGACAACGAUCCAAACCGGACAACGGUCCACCAAGACGAGGUUUACAUCAAACGUUUUGGUUGGCUAUCGGCUCGUUACCGCCGGACCAGAUGGUGGUUCUUCGCCUGCUGGCUAAGCUACCAAUUCAUUCGGGCCUGCUUCAUUGGUGGCGGAGCACGAAGCCCCCUUGCCCAAGUUUAUGGACUAUUCGUCUUCGAGAUCAUCGCUUUCAUUGUCUUUGUCAAGCUUAACCCCUUCGAGGGCCAAAGAAAUACUUCCUUGGCAAUCUGGAUGCUGGGCAUCACAAAGAUUGUCACUGCAGGAUUUUCCAUUGCCUUCUUACCCGCAUUCGCCAUUGGUCGCAUCCUCUCUACAGUUUUCGGCAUUAUCAUCAUUGUCGUCCAAGGAUUUCUUGUUGUUGCCGUCUUGAUUCUUAUCGUCUUAGGUGUCAUAUCAUCAUGGAUGUCGCUUUACCGAAAUCGCGAACAGUUCCCCGAAGUGCUGGAUGGAAUUCGCAUCAAGUACUACGAGCAUAUCCAGGCUAGAGCCACUGACCUGCCGCCACCACCGAAACCAGAUCCGAAGACUGAAGAGCCUCGGGAGCCACCGCAGCCAUAUUUCUCGGUCAACAACGUUCGCCGGACUCGCAAGAUUGAGGACGAUGACGAAGAAGACCAGGUUGGAGAUAUCAUUCGGCCAGCCAAUGCUUCAGUGGUACAAUUUGCGCCAGGUACUACCACCACACGACGAACCCGGACGGAUAGCGUCAGCUCGCGGUACUCUGUUGGUAGCUUGCCGCGCCGCGCCAGACCACACCGCACUUCAUGGAGUUCAGCUGAUUUUGCUGAAUGGGAUGCCAACAAUAAUGCGGAUCGGCCAGGGUCAUCGCUCGCACACCGCAGCAGCUUCGGCCAUCAGCGCAAAGUGUCGCACUCUGGAUCGCAACCUGACCUCGGACGCUCCGCCAACAACUCGCCGGCGCCUGCAAGAUCCGUGUCGAUGACGAACAACGAGCUACGCCGGCUCAUGACUCCCACCGAGGAACUUCCAGAGGAGAGUGUAAUGACACCCGGGAGCAUGGCCGAGCCCGAGACCAGCACCAAACACACUGAUACCGCCAUUUCCCCCAUCCACGAAAAGGACGAGCACGAAGCCAGGGAGGAGAAUGUUUCUCCUGUUGAGGAUAAACCCCAAAAGUCCUGAGCUACCAUAACGAAUAUCAGAACGAAAAUGGUUUCACAACCAUACUGCAUCAGACCUUGACACCACAAGCGCCUCCAUUUCGAAGAUGUGUCGACAUUGGUUUCCUUGUCGUGGAAUUGCACUGCAUAGACGGUCAACAUAUUUGACCUUUACGAACUUUCAUGAGAAACGAUUACUGGGCGUUAGCGGAAAUGCUCAUCUGAAGAAGAAGAAGAAGAAGAAGAAGAAGAAGAAACCCCAUAUCUUUGUAAUGGCACUAAUGUGUGGAGGACAGGCCGGCCAUUUCGGCCGUUGCUCACAUCUUGGAACGUGCACAUAUUUGUGUGGCCUCUGGAUCAGCCGCAGUACAUGGAUACACACUUAUAAAAGCACGAAAGUGGCUGGCUCUCAGCAUAGAAAUUGAGUUGACAGGUAGACCUAGAAAACAGCAUAAAGUCUUCCCUAA